AUGCAGAAUCCUUCAUUUGUUCUCAAAGACAUCAAAAAGGUCGUCAUCGAAGACAGGCCCAAGCCUCAACUCAAAGACGGCCAUGAUGUUCUCGUCCAUGUCUCACAAACCGGUAUCUGCGGUAGCGACGUCCACUACUGGCAACGGGGCCGGAUUGGCGAGUACGUUGUCAAAGGCCCCAUGGUCCUCGGCCACGAAUCUUCAGGCGUCGUAGUCGAAGUCGGCGAACACGUCACGCAUCUCAAGCCCGGUGACAGAGUCGCCAUGGAGCCCGGCGUUCCUUGUCGUCGGUGUAGCUACUGCCGCAACGGCAGCUACUUCAUCUGCCCGAACAUGAUCUUCGCCGCAACGCCCCCCAUCGACGGUACACUGGCCAAGUACUACAUCAACGCCUCGGACUUCUGUUACAAGGUCCCUGAUAGCGUAUCCAUGGAAGAGGCGGCCAUGGUGGAACCUCUUUCGGUGGCGUGUGCAAUCUGCGAGACGGCUGAUCUGAGACCGCACCAGACUGUGCUCGUUCUGGGAUGUGGCCCCAUAGGAGUCCUGUGUCAAGCCGUGGCGAAGCUUUGGGGCGCCGGCAAGGUUGUCGGGGUUGACGUCGUAGAGAAAAGACUCGAAGUCGCCAGGAGCUACGGCACCGACGCGACGUACACCCCUCCUCGCGCUGGAGAGGGCGUUGACCCGAUGGCUCAUGCAGAGACUAUCGCUGCGAGGAUGAACGAGGAGUUGGGUCUGGGAGAUGGCGCCGAUGUAGUGCUUGAGUGCUCUGGUGCGGAGGCUUGUAUACAGCUCGGCGUGUUUGCGGCGAAGAAGGGCGGAACGUUUGUGCAGGCGGGCAUGGGCAAAGACGUAGUUGCUUUCCCAAUCACUGCAGUCUGCACAAAGGCGCUAUGCGUCAAGGGCUCGAUAAGGUACAAGGCCGGUAGCUACCCAGCUGCGAUUGAGCUUCUUUCUGGUGGCAAGAUUGAUGUCAAGAGAUUGGUAACGCAUAGGUACAAGUUUGAGCAGGCCGAGGAGGCGUUCGAGUUGGUUAAGGCUGGAAGACCGGAUGUGUUUAAGGUUAUGAUAGAGGGUGUUCUAGAGUAG
Messenger RNA from Colletotrichum chrysophilum, 1086 nucleotides. RefSeq lists its product as uncharacterized. The transcript is spliced from 3 exons. The coding region runs from base 1 to 1086 and encodes 361 amino acids. The record is from RefSeq and is a predicted model, not a curated record. Lineage: Eukaryota; Fungi; Ascomycota; Sordariomycetes; Glomerellales; Glomerellaceae. Gene Ontology annotation, molecular function: L-iditol 2-dehydrogenase (NAD+) activity; zinc ion binding. Gene Ontology annotation, biological process: D-sorbitol catabolic process.